This is a messenger RNA of Salvia miltiorrhiza (redroot sage), 2554 nucleotides long. Its product is annotated as protein FAR1-RELATED SEQUENCE 5-like. NCBI's taxonomy places the organism in Eukaryota, Viridiplantae, Streptophyta, Magnoliopsida, Lamiales, Lamiaceae. Gene Ontology annotation, biological process: regulation of DNA-templated transcription. The record is from RefSeq and is a predicted model, not a curated record. Gene Ontology annotation, molecular function: zinc ion binding. The coding region runs from base 74 to 2290 and encodes 738 amino acids. The transcript has 3 exons.
AUAAUCAACUUCAUAGUGAUAUGGUAGAUGAGGACAGGAUGAAUCAAUUGGUUGAAGAUAUCCAAAGAUUGGUAUGAGUUUUGAUACUGAAGAUGAUGUCUAUGAAUUUUAUCUAAAGUAUUCAAAACGUGUGGGCUUUGGUAUAAGAAGAAGCAAAAGUCACAAGAACAAAUUUGGAGAAUUAGUUGACAGAAUAUUUUGUUGUAGUGCUCAAGGAAAAAGAUCACAUGAUAAACGUGAUAUUUAUGUGAAAAAUGCUCGUCCAGAAACAAGAUUUGACUGUCAAGCUAAACUGAAGGUUAGCAGCCGGGAAACUGGAAAGCUUUGUGUGGUUCAAUUUGUUGAGGAGCAUAAUCAUUAUCUUUCAAGUCCAAACAAAAUACACUUACACAAAAGUCAUAGAAAAAUAGCUCCAGUUGCAGCCUUGCAAAUUCAAAUGGCAAAUGAUGUGGGUAUCACGCCUAAAGCAUCUCAUGAUCUCAUGGCGAGACAAGUAGGAGGGAGAGAGAAUUUGGGAUUCAUUCCUGACGAUUAUAAAAAUUAUUUGCGAUCCAAAAGAACAAGAGAUUCGAGAAUAGGGGAUACAGGUGGAGUAUUAGAAUACAUGCAGAAGAUGCAAUUUGAUGAUCCGAAUUUUUUUUAUGCCAUUCAAGUUGAUGAAGAUGACUUGAUAACGAAUAUUUUUUGGUCUGAUGCAAGGAUGAGAACAGAUUACUCAUAUUUUGUGGACGUGGUUUGCUUUGAUACAACUUACAGGAAAAAUAAUGAAGGUCGCCCUAUUGCCUUGUUUGUAGGCGUGAAUCAUCAAAAACUGACUGUGAUUUUCGGUGCUGCAUUGUUAUAUGAUGAAACAUCUGUGACAUUUGAGUGGUUAUUUGAUACAUUUACUAGAGCUAUGGGUGAGAAGAAGCCGAUUACUAUUCUUACAGAUCAAGAUGCAGCAAUGGCUAAAGCAUUAUCUUCUAUAUGGCCUGAAACUCAUCAUCGUUUAUGUCUUUGGCAUAUUUUCCAAAAUGCUGCAAUUCACUUGAGUGGUAUCUUUUCGCAGUUUAAAGAUUUUUCUAAGGACUUCGGUGCAUGUGAAUAUGAUUAUGAAGAAGAGGAUGAGUUCAUUGCAGCAUGGAACAAUAUGUUGAAUAAGUAUGGACUUGAAAAUAAUGAUUGGUUGCGGCGAAUGUUUAAACUAAAAGAAAAAUGGGCUUUAGUCUACGGACGACAAAUGUUUUGUGCUGAUAUGACUACCACCCAAAGAAGUGAGAGUGUGAAUAGUAUUGUGAAAAGGUAUGUCAACUACAAGCACAAGUUCUUAGAAUUUUUUAAUCACUUCCAAAGACUUCUUGAAGAUCGUCGAUAUGAGGAAUUGAAAGUUGAUUUCAAAGCAAAUACAAGCAUUCCAUCUAUGGUGUAUCCAGUUGAGAUUUUGAAGCACGCAGCUGGCAUUUAUACCCCUGAAGUAUACAAAAAGUUUGAGCAGGAGUGGUAUAAAUCCCAUGAUUCUAGUUUGGAAUGCUUUGAUGACAAUGGGUUACUGGUGAAAUAUAAAAUUACCCCUCACAAUAAGAUUCAUCACCAUAUUGUUACAUUUGAUUCCUCAAGUGAAAAAACUAAAUGUAGUUGCAGAAAGUUUGAAUUUGCUGGGAUUAUGUGUUCUCAUAUUUUGAAGGUAUUCACCAUGAAAAAUGUUAUGAAGAUCUCAAGUGAAUACAUCAUGAAAAGAUGGACACGACAAGCGAAAGUUGGAUUUAUUGGAGAUUCAAAUCUCAAUAACUUCAACUCGGAUCCAAAAAUACUUCAAAAUCUACGAUAUAAAGAAUUAUGUGGGUUGUAUGUUCAGUUGGUUACAAAAGCUUCUGAGGAUGAAGAUACUUACAGAAUUGUAAAAGAUGGAAUUUUGAAGAUGUUUGAUAUGGUGGAUGGUAGAUUGCAAGGUCAAGAGUUAGAUCAACAUGGAGAUCGAAUAGGUUUGUUGCUAAAUGAGGCUCAAAUGCAAACUAAUGAAAGAAACACUUGCGGAGCCAAAGGUAUAAAGUCUAAAACCAAGACAACUUCAGGGAAAAGACUUAGAGGUCGCUUAAAAAACGGUUUAAGAAAAAAGAAAGUGGGGCAAAAAAGAGUCCAGCCUUUAUCCUCUAAUAACUUGCAGGAAUUUUCUGCAAGUUCAAGUCAUCAAAAGUUUGGUGGAUUCCCAUUAUCAAUGAGCAUGACUAGCUUAUUAUUGGCACAACAAUCACUCAGCUUUGGCCCUUUGCAAACAAAUGACUCGCAACAAAGCAUUGGUGUAAAUAAAUGAGCUCAUGAAGUUACUUGAAAUCGUUAGUAUGAGAGAAGUCGAUUAAGAACUCUAAAAUCAGUUGCAUGAACGAGAGUAUAUACAGUUUAUGUACUCCUGCUGCAUCAAGUAUUUGACCAUGGCUGCAAAAGCAUUUUUUCUUGUUCUGCAAAUACUUGUAUUCUUUUACCAUUAGUUUAUUGUUUUACUAUUAUUUUUGAAAUUUAUAAUUUGUUUAUCAUAAUGAUGAGAAUUUUUUAUAUAAAGUUGAGUUGAGAUAUUUAA